Messenger RNA from Meyerozyma guilliermondii ATCC 6260, 939 nucleotides. It is a transcript of the gene YUH2, whose product is annotated as Yuh2p. Gene Ontology annotation, biological process: protein deubiquitination; ubiquitin-dependent protein catabolic process. Bases 1 to 939 code for a protein of 312 amino acids. The transcript has a single exon. Gene Ontology annotation, cellular component: cytoplasm. Gene Ontology annotation, molecular function: cysteine-type deubiquitinase activity. NCBI's taxonomy places the organism in Eukaryota, Fungi, Ascomycota, Pichiomycetes, Serinales, Debaryomycetaceae. The record is from RefSeq and is a predicted model, not a curated record.
AUGUCUGACGGUUGGAACACCAUUGAUUCCGACGCCGGUGUGUUUACAGAGCUCGUGGAAAAGCUACAAGUGCCCAAUGUUGAGUUGGAUGAUAUUUUUUCUAUAGAUUCCGAUUCGCUUCUGCAAUUUGCUCCACUUCAUGGUGUAAUUUUUCUCUUUAAAUAUGGCAAUAUUGAUCGCCAAUACGCCAGUGAUGGAAAUAAACCUCUUGCGGGAACAUACGAUAAAGAUUAUCAAGAAAAGGGGAUUUUUUUCGCCAAACAAACCAUUCAGAAUGCCUGUGCUACUCAGGCUGUUCUCAACAUUCUCAUGAAUAGUAACAUUGAUUUGGGCCCAGAACUCUCCAAUUUCAAGUCUUUUGUGACAGGGUUCGAUAGCGAGAUGACUGGUGAUACUAUAUCCAACAGUACUUUGAUCAGAACUGUCCAUAAUUCGUUCUCUGCUCCACCGAUGAUUGCUAACGAUAAGAGACCACCACAACACAAUUACUACGAUCAUGACGACGGUUUGUUCCAUUUUAUAGGCUACCAGAACAUUGAUGGCACUCUCUAUGAACUUGAUGGGCUCAAGAGCUAUCCAAUUGAGCACGGACCUUGCACAAAAGAAACGUUUCCCCACGCAGUUUCCGAGGUUCUCAUGAAACGAAUUUCAAUGUAUAGUGGAGAACUUCGAUUUUCGCUUUUGGCAAUUACCCACAAUCGGCUCGAGUAUUUCAAGCAAAUUGAUGACGCCGAGGCUAUGAGUCAGGAAGUGGUGAAACGUGAGCAAUGGGCCCGUGAAAACAAAUUGCGUCGUCAAGAUUAUACUGGGUUGAUUGGCGCUUUGGUAACUAGCCUCGCUUCAGAGUGUAGUGAGAGUGAAUGGACCCGUUUGCUCAAGGAAGCAGAGCAUAAAGGCCACGUUCGUAUGAUACAGGAUUACAAGAGUAUCAGAAGAUAG